Elgaria multicarinata webbii is the source of this 1348-nucleotide messenger RNA. It is a transcript of the gene TMEM9B, whose product is annotated as TMEM9 domain family member B. Gene Ontology annotation, cellular component: lysosomal membrane. Bases 60 to 635 code for a protein of 191 amino acids. The record is from RefSeq and is a predicted model, not a curated record. Gene Ontology annotation, biological process: positive regulation of canonical NF-kappaB signal transduction. NCBI's taxonomy places the organism in Eukaryota, Metazoa, Chordata, Lepidosauria, Squamata, Anguidae. The transcript has 5 exons.
CUCGGCGGCGAUAACGAAACCGGCGGCUGAGGGGCUCCGUCAGUGGGGGGAAGCCAGGCAUGGCGGUGUCGGGGAGAACGUGGGCGACGCUGUGGGCGCUGCUCGCCCUGGCCGCGUUUGCGGGACAGGUGGACGGGGAAAAGAAUUCGGAGGAUGUCAGAUGUAAAUGUAUCUGUCCGCCUUACAAAGAUCAUGCUGGCGACAUUUUCAGUAAAAAUGUUUCACAAAAAGACUGUGAUUGCCUUCAUGUUGUGCAGCCUAUGCCAGUUCCUGGGCCAGAUGUGGAGGCCUAUUGCUUACGUUGUGAAUGCAAAUAUGAGGAAAGAAGUUCUAAAACAAUUAAGAUUACCAUCAUCAUAUAUUUGUCCAUCUUGGGUUUCCUCCUGCUGUACAUGGUGUAUCUCACCUUAGUAGAACCUAUUCUGAAGAGACACCUCUUCGGACAUUCACAGCUAAUACAAAGCGAUGACGAUGUUGGGGAUCACCAGCCAUUUGCAAAUGCUCAUGAUGUAUUGGCUCGUUCCCGUAGCCGUGCUAACAUGUUGAACAAGGUGGAGUAUGCCCAGCAACGUUGGAAACGCCAAGUUCAAGAACAGCGCAAAUCUGUGUUUGACCGUCAUGUUGUGCUCAGUUAAUAAGUACAAUUACUCUCUUCAGACAGUGUUGGAAGAAAAGAAAUGGACUAAAGUACACAGCAUUGAUUUCUGUCUUCCUGAUAUGCCACUUCACUAGAACACGAUAUUUGCUCACUAAUAGCAAAGGAAGCACAAACAUAAGCGGAAGGAAGAUAUUACGAUCUUUUAACAAGCCAACAUUUCUGAACACUCUUAAAUUGCUUUUACUAACAAAACUUAAGCAAUUAUUUAUGUGAUAAUUUUAAAAUCAAGAGAUAAUUGACUAUGGUUCUUAAAUUCAGUUUUCACUAAUAUGUAGAGAAAUGAGAAGAUGUGCAGCAUUUCUGUUACAAAUGAUUCUGCAUAUAGAACUUUUGUAAAUAUAUUUGUAAUUUUCUUAUGGUCUGCUGUGUAUCAAAAACUUAAAUUGUACAGUAUAAUUAUCACAUCUAAAACUGCCUGGCUGUAUCAUUUUGUUGCUUGAACUCACAGUUUGUUAGCUGACCUCUGCAAAUGUAAAGUGAAGCUUAAGUGGACAGAGAUAGUAGGUGAACUAGACGCUUGAAGAACUGUGCAGUACACAACAGGAAAAAUGUUGGCCUUCUUAGGUUGCUUGCUAAAGGUUGUGCGAUAUCUAAAAAUUUAUUCAUGUAAAUUUCAAUACUUGGUGGACAAUAACUAUUUUUAAAAAUCAGCUUGAUAUAUGGAAUGCAAAUAAAUUCUUCAGAAUAUUC